UCUUUCAUUCGCUGCCUUUCUCUCCGUGUGUGUAUGAGUGUGUGUGUGUGUGUGUGUGUGUGUCAGAGGCAUCCAUACCAAAAUCCCCGCACUCAUUCAGCUCAUGUUCCCGCACCUUUUCGCCGGAUCUAGUUACAUAACUGCCUUAUUUAAGAAGAAGAAGAAGAAACCUUUUUGACGUCCGCGCGACGUUUUUAACGGGUGUCGUAGCUUCAUCCGUCCACCUGGAAGAGCUCCUCUCUGGGCUUCCUCUCCCCGUCAGAAACCCUCGUGCCAUGCGGGAGGUGUAACCCUCCACCCUUUUCUUCUUUGUGUGCCACGGAAACCCUAAGCCAAGCCAAGAUGUCGGGCACCGACCCGUCAUUGCCGACAGACCCCCAGCUGCCUUUGACGUCCCCCCGCACUCCCCUGCAGCUUUCUUUUCCUUUCCUGAGGGAAGGCAGCCGUGUUUGGGAGAGGGAGAGGAAACCACCUCAGCCUGGAGAGCUACCCAGCCCACUGCCAACAAAACGCACACGCACAUACUCAGCGACAGUACGAGCCAGAUCAGGUCCUGUAUUUAAGGGCGUGUGUAAAAACUUUUCCAGAUCUCAGGGUCAUGGAUUCAUCCGUCCUACGCAUGGAGGAGAGGACAUCUUCGUUCACAUUUCUGACAUUGACGGGGAGUACGUGCCUAUGGAAGGAGACGAGGUCACAUACAAGGUGUGUCCGAUCCCGCCCAAGAACCAGAAAGUCCAGGCUGUGGAAGUGGUCAUCACCCACCUGAACCCGGGCACCAAGCACGAGACCUGGUCGGGUCAGAUCAUCAGCUCCUAGACAAGCGCUUCGGGCGUCACGGCGAGAACGUAACGGAGGAUUAGGGUUUUUUUAAUUUUAGGCUUUAUGUUUUUGUGGUGUGGCAGAUAGGGCAAUCUGAGCUUUCUGAGAGGUACAAGCAGGGCCACAGAUGUUUUGGUACGGAGGGCGAAGUGCGCCGUUAGGCUUGAAGUUAAGCAUUGAAUGUAUCUGAAUGUUUUUCUAGUGAAGGUUUAUGGGGUCGUCUGUAGGAUUUACGUAUUUUACGUCAAAGCCUCGAGUUCGGAAAGUAACACCACAAACGUUACUCAUUUCACCUCGAUAGGACGUGUGUUAGUUGGUUUUGAGGAUGUGAUGUCUCGGUUUAUUUGGGACGUGUGAAAGAGGCCAAAACGAGCUCAGAUCAAACGGGAAACGGUUUUGGCUCAUUGACUGCCAGUGGGAACCAUGUGACUUACAAAUUCAAGGGACCAGCUUGCUAGAGCUAUUUUCUUUUACUUUCAUGCUGGAAACUGGCGCACACUGUGCUGCCAAAUCUAAAAAAAAUAAAUUAAACACACACAAUAUAUUUACCCUUCUGUUUUUUUCUGUUACAGACUGCAUGUUGUAGGGAGAAAAAACUAGUUGUUUUCACGGAUGCUCUUUUUUUUUCUUCUAACAUUACAAGAACAUAUUCAUAAGUCAAAACCUUUGCAAGGUUGUUCUUUAUGCCGGUAAACCACCAACCGAGUGCACUCACACAAGCAGUUUGGUUUCACAGACAUCCUGUUUGUUCUAAAGACGUUUUGGCCUCAGCAGCUGGGUCGAGCUUGACAGUUUAGGAAAAGUUCUUUCAGUAUUGUAGCACUUUCUGUUAGUAGAUAAGGGCGGAGGUCCAGUUUCAUUGUAGCCAGGUCCUAUGACGGUCACAUGUUUUCUGUGGUAGAGAUGGUAUAAUGUUGUUAGCCUGCCACUGGAAACAAGGCCAGAGGGUUUAGGUUUGAGGGAGGAACAUGGCGACGGUAACAGGUCCUGGGUAAGGGUAGGAGAUGAAGUGAAGGAUCGAGCAGUGAUGCAGCUAUUUAGGGAAUGUAAGGAAGAAAUACAAAGUUUCAAGUCAGCACAUUGCAAACCAUUGCUCACAACCUGAAAGUGAACUGAAAAGAAAUAGUUUGAGAUUUU
Molecule: messenger RNA, 1956 nt
Organism: Xiphophorus couchianus (Monterrey platyfish)
Lineage: Eukaryota; Metazoa; Chordata; Actinopteri; Cyprinodontiformes; Poeciliidae
Gene: csdc2a
Product: cold shock domain containing C2, RNA binding a
Biological process (GO): regulation of mRNA stability
Cellular component (GO): cytoplasm
Molecular function (GO): mRNA 3'-UTR binding
Source: RefSeq, a predicted model, not a curated record